ACCACGUGGGGAGGGGUGAAGGUAGGAGCUACAACUGCAGUCUAGCCCCGCUGCAGCUCACGUUUAUCUGACAGCUACUGAGCUGUGUCUUGUGGGCCACGACAGCAGUUCUGUCGCUCGUUGGUCUGCGGAACUACUUGACCGUUUCUCCCCAUAAAUCCACUCCCUUAAUUCUGCAAGCAGCCCCUCUCCCUACUUAGCUCCUUCCUCGAGUGUGUUUCCGGGGUAAUCUGCGACAAAGGGAAUCAAGCACGUUUCUUUCUCUUCAGGUGCAGUCUCUCAGUUUCUCUGGUAGAAAUCUGCAUGUUUAAACCAGGGGUCAUGGGCUUCCUUGGGAGCGCAGUUCGGCGAGUGUUCUCAGCAGUGAGGUCUCCUCUUUCUCCGCUGUGCCGGACAAGCACUCGGUCCUACAGCUCGGAGCUCACCAAGGAAAAGAGUGUUCCCUACGAGAAGACACUCAAACAGGAGGAUGGAGCCUCCUCAGGACCCACUAAGCCAUUACCCAGGUCAGCUGAUGCGGUGGUGAUUGGAGGAGGAAGCCUGGGCUGUCAGACCAUUUACCACUUGGCCAAAAUGGGAAUGACCAAUGUAGUUCUGCUGGAAAGAGACAGACUGACUGCUGGCACCACCUGGCAUACUGCAGGCCUCCUGUGGCAGCUGCGACCCAGUGAUGUUGAGGUGGAGCUCUUGGCCCACACCAGGAAUGUGAUUAGCAAAGACCUAGAGGAGGAGACGGGUCUCCAUACAGGCUGGAUCCAGAACGGAGGGCUCUUCAUUGCUUCCAACAAGCAAAGACUUGACGAGUACAAGCGCCUCAUGUCGCUGGGUAAAGUUUAUGGUAUUGAGUCCCAUGUCCUUUCCCCGGCUGAGACGAAGGACCUGUAUCCUCUGAUGAAUGUCGAUGAUCUUUAUGGAACACUGUAUGUUCCAAAAGACGGCACCAUGGACCCUGCAGGUACCUGCACAACCUUGACCAGGGCAGCCACCGCCCGAGGAGCCACGGUGAUCGAAAACUGUCCUGUAACUGGCAUUCAAGUGCGAGCUGAUGAUAUCGGUGUGAAGAGGGUAAAGGCAGUGGAGACACAACACGGAACCAUUGAGACACCUUGUGUGGUGAACUGUGCAGGUGUGUGGGCCACCAAGCUGGGAGAAAUGGCCGGAGUCAAGGUUCCUCUCAUUGCUAUGCAUCAUGCCUAUGUGGUAACAGAGAGAAUCGAGGGCAUACAGAACAUGCCAAAUGUCAGGGACCAUGAUGCAUCAGUGUACCUGCGCCUUCAAGGUGACGCUCUGUCUGUGGGCGGUUAUGAAAGAAACCCCAUCUUCUGGGAUGAGGUGUCUGAUAAGUUCGCCUUCAGCCUGUUCGAUCUGGACUGGGAUGUCUUUAUGCAACAUAUUGAGGGUGCAGUCAACAGAGUUCCUGCUCUGGAACAGACUGGCAUUAAGUCCACUGUCUGUGGACCAGAGUCAUUCACAGCAGACCAUAAGCCUCUGAUGGGAGAAGCACCAGAGGUCAGAGGUUUCUUCCUGGGCUGUGGCUUCAACAGUGCUGGUAUGAUGCUGGGAGGUGGUUGUGGUAGAGAACUGGCUCACUGGAUCAUACAUGGCCGCCCUGAAAAGGACAUGUACGGCUAUGACAUCAGGCGCUUUCAUAACUCGCUGACAGACAACAAACGGUGGAUCAGAGAGAGGAGUCACGAGUCGUAUGCCAAGAACUACUCUGUGGUGUUCCCCUUUGAUGAGCCGUUGGCCAGCCGAAACAUGAGGAAGGAUCCUUUCCACCAGGUGCUCACAGAGCAGGGCUGCAUGUUCCAAGAGCGGCAUGGCUGGGAGAGACCUGGCUGGUUCAACAAAGAAGGACCUGUUGCUGUUAAAGACUAUGAUUAUUAUGGAGCUUACGAUGUGAAGAGGAAUGAAAAGUACAAAUACGAUGAACUGCUGGGUCAAGAGUACACCUUUGACUUUCCUCCACAUCAUGACGUGAUUAAGAACGAGUGCCUCUCAUGUAGACACAGUGUGGCUGUGUUUGACAUGUCCUACUUUGGAAAGUUCUAUCUCACUGGACCCGAUGCCAAGAAGGCAGCUGAUUGGCUGUUCACUGCUGAUGUCAACAAGAAGCCAGGUACCACUGUGUAUACCUGCAUGCUGAAUAAAAGAGGAGGGUCAGAGGCCGACCUGACUGUGAGCAGACUGGAGCCUGGUGCUGCCAACCUGCCCCUGGCACCAGAAUCCAACGGUGAUGCAUAUUACCUGGCCAUUGGAGGCGGUGUGGCAGAACACAACUGGAACCACAUUAGAACAGUUCUUCAGGAUCAAGGCUUUCGCUGCCAGUUGACGGACCACUCUGAGGACAUGGGGAUGAUCAGCAUCCAGGGGCCCAAAAGCCGGGAGGUAUUACAGGAGGUUUUAGACACAGACCUGAGCAACGAAGCUUUCUCCUUCUCCUCACACAAAGUUGUUAAUGCAGCAGGACAUCAGGUGCGAGCUAUGCGCCUGUCAUUUGUCGGAGAGCUCGGCUGGGAGCUGCACAUUCCCAAAGACUCCUGCCUUCCAGUCUACCGUGCUGUCAUGGCUGCUGGUGCAAAGCACGGCAUCAUCAACUCAGGCUACAGAGCCAUCGACUCGCUCAGCAUAGAGAAAGGCUACAGGCAUUGGCACGCCGACCUGCGCCCUGAUGACACACCAUUGGAGGCGGGGCUAGCCUUCACCUGCAAGCUGAAGAGUUCAAUCCCUUUCCAGGGUCGUGAUAUGUUAGAGAAACAGAAGAAGGAGGGACUGAAGAGGCGCAUCGUCUGCUUCACCACUGAUGAAAAAGUCCCGAUGUUUGGUCUGGAGGCCAUUUACCGCAAUGGUGUUCCUGUUGGUCACCUCCGACGUGCCGACUAUGGCUUUUAUAUCGACAAAACUAUUGGUUAUGGAUACAUCCGCAAUCCAGAUGGAGGAGUGGUGAGCGCUGACUUCAUAAAGAGUGGUGAGUUUACCCUGGAGAGGAUGGGAGUAGUAUACAAGGCCAAAGCACACCUCAAAUCUCCUUUUGACCCUGAGAAUAAGCGUGUCAAGGGCAUCUAUGAUUGAGAACGGACCACACAUGUAAAAACUGAUGAAAAACACACCAGCUACAGAACGGCACCAGAGUUGGAGCGAUUUACAACCUUUUGUACGAGCAGCUGUUUUUGUCUUCUGUCAAAUACAAGUUCAUCUCAAAUGUUGUUAAUUUUGUUCUGAUUUGAUUGGACUCAUGGGCGUAUGAUCGAUUUUAUGCUCAUUUGUAAAAUGUUGCAUGUUGAAAGCUGGUGAAAAAUGUGCAUCGGUGAAAAUCAAAUGUGACUGGAUUGUUAAGGGUGCUUCUGUUUCUCGUCUCCACGUUUUUAUAUCCACUCUGAGAGUAACAGCACUCUGUUUGAAUCGUCAUGCAAGUACUAAUACCAUGAAAACGUUCAAGGGGUACACUGAUCGUAUUAUCUCUAAGAGUCGAGGGAUUUGUGGUCCAGAUUGCCUUCAUCUUUCCAGGGUUUAACUUAAGAACUUUAAUAACGGAUGAUGUAUUUUAAACCGUUUUUUUGAAAUAAUAACUAAAACAUCUGUUGGUUGUUUAUGUCAAAGGAUCAACAGCCAGAUAUAGUAAAAACAGUUAACUGUUAAUCUGCAACUAACUCUGUUAGUAGAUCUCCAAAAGUUGAAUCUGUUCAUCUGGACGUAGCGUUUUGUGGGAGAAAUGUUUCGUCACUCAUCUAAGUGACUUCUUCAGUCUCAGCUGACUGCAGGUUUCCCCAAACCUUAUAAACAGUUAGUAGAGUUUGUAGUUAGUAGAGUUUUCAGUGCAACUCUUUGGAUAGAAUUUGGUCAGGUGUGUGUGUGUGUGUGUGUGUGUUUUCUAAACAGUACAAACAGCUGAUACAAGGGAUAUUUGGAUGUUUUUAUUUGUGGGAAGGUCUUUUGAAAAAGCUAAUCAGGCUCAAGAGAAAACUAUCCUUUAUUAGAAGUACUUUAACCUCCUAAGACCCGAACUCUUCCACGGCAUGCAUUUUUAAUUUCUCUUUGAUAUUUGGGCAUAUUGGGGCCCGAUGAAUGUAAAAACAAAGAAUUUCCAGAUUUUUUUUCUUUUACCUUAUUUUUGUUUUUAAGAAAAAUGAGAGCCACAUAUGAGGAUAUUCAUUUAAAAUUUUGAUAGAACAGUAGCAGUAUAAUGUCCUCGUAAGUGGAUAUCAGGCCCAUGUAGAGCAAAAUUGAGUAUUUUGGUCUAAAUAACCAAAAAUGUGAUGUCCACAUAUGUGGACGCCAGGUCCUAGGAGGUUAAUAUUAAUGGCGGUGUUAAUUCGACCUUUUACUUGGUUAUACUAAUACUCUGUAAUGGGGAGUAAAAGUAUUCUCAUAACAAUACAGACAUUUACAGAGAAUACAAUAACUGUUUGUGCUGAUAAUGAUGACAAAAUCCAGAGGCUUUUUUUAUGUUUGUUCUCUAAAUCUGAAGCAGACAUCCUGGGAGAGAAAGGAAGGCAAAAAAACAAAACAAAAAAACACCCAAAGGCACGACGUACCAGGGAAACAAGACACUAAUGAAGUAGAAUAACAGAAGACAACAGUUUUCAGAAAGCAGUUUUGGGAAAAGAUCUCCUUUGUCUUCUGAUCCGUCCCCUCAUGGUCAUGGCAUUUUGUGUUAAUGUACCGCCUUUUGUUCUUUAACAGAUAGAGGCUUGCUAAAUAAGGCGAGGUGUUAAUUUAUGCAUAGGUAAACCUCUCAUUUCAUCUUUGCUGUGAUUGCUUAAUAUUUAAAUUUGAAACUAAUAUCUUAGGGUAAGAAAGUAGCGAGUAAGGCAAGACAUGACUUUAUAGAUGUCAUGCUGGGAAAAAUCAAGUCGUUGGUGAAUACCUUCGCUUAUAUUGAUUUUUUUUUUUUAAGACUAAAAGCUCUUAAAAAACAAAGAAACAAAAAAGCCCAACUUAGUAUCUUUAAUGUAGGUGCUGUUUUUUAGUUAUAAUUAUUCUUUGUGUUUACACAAGUAUCUAAAUCUGGUUUGACACUCAUACGACAACUUACACUAAUACACUUCAAGUCCAGCACACACACUGUGAACAGCCCAAAAAAAGGUGUCUAAAUAAUGGAAGGCAUUUGUAUGUGUGUUUCCUGCUUCUCCCGCCGAUGUUUGUUGAAACCGGUUCAGCACGAAAUGUUUACUAAUGUGGAAUGAUUCAUUGAUUCUGCUCACAAGGCCAUUAAUCGUUGCAAUGGUUGUUCUCAGGAGCAGUCUAGGUUAAUAACGAGAUUUAUGUGGGAAAUUUGAAACACACUGAUAAAACACUGCAGCUCUUUUAUCACGUUGUAGGUAGAGUUUCUGUUUCUUUUGUUUGUUUCUUUUUUUCGCUUCUUCUUCCA
Molecule: messenger RNA, 5371 nt
Organism: Oreochromis niloticus (Nile tilapia)
Lineage: Eukaryota; Metazoa; Chordata; Actinopteri; Cichliformes; Cichlidae
Gene: sardh
Product: sarcosine dehydrogenase
Exons: 23
Coding region: 304-3072 (922 amino acids)
Cellular component (GO): mitochondrion
Molecular function (GO): protein binding
Source: RefSeq, a predicted model, not a curated record